UACCGCUCCCGGUGACGCCGCGCGCCGCCGGCUCAGUUGACAAAUAAGUAGUCUGCCCGCGGCCGGCUCUGCCCAAUCUCACGACCGCCUGCCUCCCGACCCGACCGCGCACCGCGACCCGCUCCGCAUCAUGUCCCUCCUGGUGCUGGCCGUGGUCGUGCUCGCCUGCGCCCGCUACGGGCCGCGCGCGUUCCGCGUCCUCUCCGGCAUCGUUCGCACCAUCUGGAAGUCGAGGACCAUCCCGGGCCCCGUCGAGGGAAUGCUCAGCUUCUACGGCUCCACCGACGAGUUCAUCCACAAGGUGCGCGCCACGUCGCAGCGCUUCGGCAACACGGUGCGCAUCUGGGCCUGGCCCGUCGUCUGCAUCUUCGUCAGCGAGCCCGAGGACCUCGAGGUCAUCUUCAGCAGCCCGUACCUGCAGUCCAAGGCGCCCAUCGUGUACGACGCGCUGACGCCCAUCCUGGGCAAGGGGCUGGCCACUUUGAACGGCGCCGAGCAUCGCAAGCACCGCAAGGCCCUGGGCCCAUCGCUGCACUUGGAGAUCCUGCAGGGGUUCGUGCCCAUCUUUGAGCACAACGCACAGAAGCUCUGCAAACAGCUCGAGGCCUACGCAUCGACGGGCUCCACGUUCAACGUGAGCCCGCUGCUGGGACGCUACUCCGCUCAAGGAAUAUGCGAGACCGUGUUCUCGACGGAGACAUCGCCCGGGCUGGCCGAGGAGCAGGAGAACUUCAUCAAGGUGCUCAUCGAGGCGUCGGACUUGAUGUUCUACCGGCUCACCCGUCCGUGGUACAGCCCGGACUGGCUCUUCUACUUCUCGUCCCAGUACAAGGGCUACAUGGGCGCGGUGAAGGGCUUCGAGUCGUUCGUGUCCAAGACCCUGGCGCACAAGGUGGAGCUGGUGAAGCGCGGCGUCACGCCCAAGGAGGGCAAGCGCAAGGCCUUCCUCGACCACUACCUCACGUCCGACGAGGCCAAGGUCCUGACGGAGCGCGAGCUGAUCGAGUCGCUCAAGACGCUGAGUGCCGGCGCCGUGGGCACCUCCAUGGACCUCAUGUCGUUCUUCUUGCUCAUCAUGGCCAUCACGCCCGACGUCCAGGACAAGGUCGCCAAGGAGCUGGACGACGUGUUCGGCGGUUCGGACCGGCCCAUCGAGCCUGGCGACCUCUCGCACCUGCCCUACCUGGAGUGCGCAGUCAAGGAGACUCUACGGAUGUUCCCCCCGCUCUUUGCCUUUUCGCGGAUAGCUAAGAGGGACGUGAAGCUGCCAUCCGGACAUGAGCUUCCCAAGGGCUGCGUGGUCACCGUCAUGCCCUACACAACUCACAGAAACCCCAAGUAUUUUCCUAACCCGGAGAAGUUUGACCCCACCCGCUUCAUGCCCGAGAACAGUCGGGAGAGACACCCGUUCGCUUACAUCCCGUUCAGCGCUGGCAUGAGGAACUGCAUCGGACAGAGGUACGGGAUGAUGUCCGCGAAGAUAGUCGCCUCGACCAUCCUCCGGAAGUACAGAAUCUUGCCGUGCCCCAACGGCCCCCAGAGGCUGGAGGACUUCGUGGUGGGUGUCGGAGUGACGUUCGGACUAAGGGACGGCGCCCACAUUCGCGUCGAGAGAAGACUGAAAAGUGAUCUGAAGCGUCGGGGGUGAGAGUGCCGGUGCCACGAGGCGACCGCAAGCUCACGAUUUUUUUUCUCUGUGAUAUUACUAUAAAAUAAUAAUUUACGACAUAUUUUAAAAACAA
This is a messenger RNA of Frankliniella occidentalis (western flower thrips), 1742 nucleotides long. RefSeq names its product cytochrome P450 4V2-like. The coding region runs from base 131 to 1648 and encodes 505 amino acids. The record is from RefSeq and is a predicted model, not a curated record. Lineage: Eukaryota; Metazoa; Arthropoda; Insecta; Thysanoptera; Thripidae. The transcript has 6 exons. Gene Ontology annotation, molecular function: iron ion binding; heme binding; monooxygenase activity.